Molecule: messenger RNA, 677 nt
Organism: Geodia barretti
Lineage: Eukaryota; Metazoa; Porifera; Demospongiae; Tetractinellida; Geodiidae
Source: the annotation of a GenBank genome assembly
AGGUUGGGUAGACUGGAGAAUGCCCUGGGCUGGUACCACAGUCACCCUGGCUACGGCUGCUGGCUGUCGGGGAUCGAUGUGGGGACCCAGAUGCUGAACCAGCAGUACCAGGAGCCGUGGGUGGCCAUCGUGGUGGACCCCAUCAGAACCAUGUCUGCCGGGAAAGUCAACCUGGGAGCUUUCAGAACAUACCCCAAGGGUUACAAGCCACCGGACGAGGCCCCUGGAGAGUACCAGACCAUCCCACUGGAGAAGAUUGAGGAUUUUGGAGUCCACUGCAAACAGUACUACCCACUGGAAGUGAGCUACUUCAAGUCCUCCCUGGACUCUCAUCUCCUGGACCUCCUCUGGAACAAGUAUUGGGUCAACACCCUCUCCUCCUGCUCCAUCACCACUAAUGCAGACUACACCACUCAACAGAUAUCUGACCUGUCACAGAAGUUGGAGCGUGCAGAGUUUCAAGGUGGUACAGGUGGGUUCGGUAAAGGAGGCAGCUUUGCUCGAGAAGAGAACAAACUUGGAAAGGUGUCACAAGACUGCUCCAAGGCUACUAUUGAGGUAGUACAUGGACUAAUGGAACAAGUGGUGAAGGACAGACUUUUCAACUUUCCAACUAGAAAGUAGCAACUAGAAAGUAGAAACAAAUCACAUUUUAACAUCAGAAAUUGUUGCCCGGG